This is a messenger RNA of Odobenus rosmarus divergens (Pacific walrus), 4293 nucleotides long. RefSeq names its product La ribonucleoprotein domain family, member 4 (gene LARP4). Gene Ontology annotation, cellular component: cytoplasmic stress granule; cytosol. The coding region runs from base 1 to 2157 and encodes 718 amino acids. The transcript has 16 exons. The record is from RefSeq and is a predicted model, not a curated record. NCBI's taxonomy places the organism in Eukaryota, Metazoa, Chordata, Mammalia, Carnivora, Odobenidae. Gene Ontology annotation, biological process: positive regulation of translation. Gene Ontology annotation, molecular function: mRNA 3'-UTR binding.
AUGGGCUCUGAUCCUUCAGUUACUGAGUUGAUUUUUUCUAUCCUCACAUGCUUAGGGUAUGGACUUCACAUGGGCAAACCAUUAGUGCCUCAGAAGAUACUUUUCGUACAGCAGGUAACAUCUAAAGGAACUGGUUUAAAUCCUAAUGCCAAAGUAUGGCAAGAAAUUCCUCCUGGAAAUACUGAAGCCACUCAAGUAACUCAUGGAACUGAAAGCUCUUGGCAUGAAACAGCAGCCACAUCAGGGUCUCAUCCUGAGGGUAAUACAGAGCUUUCAGAUGAUAUAUGUAAGGAAUAUGAAGUAAUGUAUUCAUCUUGUGAAACCACCAGAAAUACUAUAGGCAUUGAAGAAUCAACCGAUGGAAUGAUUUUAGGGCCAGAAGAUCUGAGUUACCACAUAUAUGAUGUUUCUGGGGAAAGUAAUUCAGCAAUUUCUACAGAAGACCUAAAAGAAUGUCUGAAGAAACAAUUGGAAUUCUGUUUCUCUAGAGAAAAUUUGUCAAAGGAUCUUUACCUGAUAUCUCAAAUGGACAGUGAUCAGUUCAUCCCAAUUUGGACAGUUGCCAACAUGGAAGAAAUAAAAAAGCUGACCACAGACCCUGAUCUAAUUCUUGAAGUGUUGAGAUCUUCUCCUAUGGUACAAGUUGAUGAGAAGGGUGAGAAAGUGAGACCAAGUCAUAAGCGUUGUAUUGUGAUUCUUAGAGAGAUUCCUGAAACGACGCCUAUAGAGGCUUUUAAAUACUUAAGAGAAGAAGUUAAAACAUUUCAGGGCAAGCCAAUCAUGGCAAGGAUAAAAGCCAUCAAUACAUUUUUUGCUAAGAAUGGUUAUCGAUUAAUGGAUUCUAGUAUGUAUAGUCAGCCCAUUCAAACUCAAGCACAGUAUGCCUCACCAGUUUUUAUGCAGCCUGUAUAUAAUCCUCACCAACAGUACUCGGUUUAUAGUAUUGUGCCUCAGUCUUGGUCACCAAAUCCUGCACCUUACUUUGAAACACCACUGGCUCCCUUUCCCAAUGGUAGUUUUGUGAAUGGCUUUAAUGCACCAGGAUCUUAUAAAACAAAUGCUGCUGCUGUGAAUAUGCCUCGACCAUUCCAAAAAAAUCGUGUGAAGCCUCAUUUUAGGUCAUCGAGUGGUUCAGAACACUCGACAGAAGGCUCUGUGUCAUUGGGGGAUGGACCAUUAAACAGAUCUGGUUCAAGGAACUUUCCAACUGAACGGCAUAAUCCUACAGUAACAGGGCAUCAGGAGCAAAGCUACCUUCCAAAAGAAACUCCUGCUGUACAGAUGGAACAGAAUGGGGACUAUGGUAGGGGCAGGAGAACUCUUUUCAGAGGUCGAAGACGACGAGAAGAUGAGAGAGUCCAGAGACCUCAGUCUUCAUCAGCUGAAGCAAAGGCUCCAACACCAAAGUUUGACUUACUAGCCUCAAAUUUUCCUCCUUUACCCGGAAGUUCAUCAAGAACUCCAGGUGAACUUGUUUUGGAGAGUAGGAUGUCUGAUGUUGUUAAAGGUGUCUACAAAGAAAAGGAUAAUGAGGAGUUAAGAGUUAGCUGCCCAGUGCCUGCAGAGGAUGAACAGACAGACUGCACCUCUGCCCAGCAACUCAGUAUGAGUACCAGUCCUCCAUGUACAGCUGAGCUUCCUGCAUUAAGCACAACUCAGCAAGAAAAGGAGCUAGUAGAGGAUUCCUCUGUUCAGAAGGAUGUUCUCAACCAGACAGCUAUACCAGUUUCUUCCCCAAGUAGUGCAAAGCCAUCAAGGACAAAUAGUGCUUCACCGUGUAAUAAUAACAUAAAUGCAGCUGUAGCUGUGGCCCUACAGGAACCCCGAAAGCUAAGUUAUGCUGAAGUGUGCCAGAAGCCCCCUAAAGAGCCAGCUCCGGUUCUUGUGCAGCCACUACGAGAACUUCGCUCCAAUGUAGUGUCUCCCACCAAAAAUGAAGAGAAUGGAGCUCCUGAGAAGUCCAUUGAGAAAUCACAUGAGAAGCCAGAAGCAAGGGCUAGUAAGGAGUAUUCUAGCUUCCGAGGCAAUACCAUUCCCAGGGGAGCAGCUGGAAAAAUCAGGGAACAGAGACGCCAGUUUGGCCAUAGGGCUAUACCUCAGGGAGUGACUCGACGUAAUGGCAAAGAGCAAUAUGUGCCACCCAGAUCACCAAAGUAAAACAAACUAUUCAAAAACUUCUCUCUCUUCCCAUUAAACUUGAGCCGUGGCUAUAUUGAACUGUUCUGGAGGGGAGGGGGGUAGCCAGGAAGGAAACAGGAGAAAAGUGUAUGUCCUUAAAUCAUUAUGGAUUUUGGAGUUGUGAGCAGUAGAAUCCCAAAAUUCAUCUCUAAAGUGAUUUUAAAAUGCUGGAGGAUUCCAAUCAGUAUAAAUAUAUAUAUAUAUAUAUGUAUACAUAUAUAAAAAUAUAAUUUUUCUAUUUUUGUUUUUGAUUUUAAUUUGCAGAGAUCUUCUGCCUAGAAUCAAUUUUGAGGGUUCAGAUUUAGCUUGAGAAAAAAACAUAUUACACAUCCUUCAGUACAGGAGAUGAGGGAGUGAGAGAAAAUAUUUUUUGAAGAAGCAUUUCUGUAAAAUUAGAAAUUACUUUUUUUAAUCUAUUUAAAGUUUGGCUUGGAGAAUGCCAUUUCUGCCUAUAUGGCCUUGUGUUGCAAAGCAGAUCAGUGGCUGGGGUGCCUGUUGUGUGAGUGUGUGCAAGAGUGAUUGAAGCCAAAUCUGUUGUCAUGUUAGAAAAUGAUUUGAAAACUGAAUGUAAUACUUGAGUAGAUUUUUUUUUCCAUUUUGAAAUUGUCUGUCUUUUUGACCUUAAUAUUUCAUUCAACAAACUGUUAAGCUCUGAUUGUACUUAGAGAUGUGACUAUCAAUCAGUUUGAUACUCAAGGAAAGAAAGGGGGUUAUUCAAAAAAUCAAAUAUUUGUCUUAGAUCUGAGUGGAUAGGUCAAAUGGACUUCAGAGGUUUAAACUGCUUUGUGAUUUCCUGCCCUCCCCCCCAAAUAGGAGACAGGUUUUUUUGUUACUUCAUUAUUCUCUGUUGACUACCCACCCCCCAAAAGCAAAAUAACCAACAUCCUACAGAAUUGUAUGUUUCUAAUUGCCUUGACCAGUCUAGUCGAAUCAUAUAACUGUUCUAAAUCUCCGAUUGAACAUUGAAGUAGUUUACUCUUCUGUUCAUGUAUUUAGAACUUUAGAUCCCAGAAUGGUAGGUCAGACUGACCCUACAGUAAUUUAUUUGUAUUCGUGUUAAAGAUGAAACAUUGUAAGUGAUUUCUUAAAGUGUUAAAUAGUGUAGAAGUUAAAAAAAAAAAAUUAAAGGCUUAAUUUGGGGGUGACUUUUUCUGUUUACAAUGUGUUUUAUCAUCUUCCUUCCUUUUCUCCGCCCCCCCCCCAAAAAAUACAGUUUGGAAUUCACAGAAACAGAACCAGCAAGUCAUGAGAUUUUUUUACUUAAGGUGAGAAAGAUAGUUGAAGAAAAUUAAUACAUACUUUCUCAGUGAAUAAAUGUAGCUGUCAUAUUAAGUAGGCAAGUUUACAUGCUGGUGUUUAGAAAAUGGCUAAAAUAUUAAAAACCAUGUUGCAUUAAUCUGUGUUAAGUCAUACCAUUUUCAGAGUUCCAUGUAAGGUGGGGUUUUGUUUUCUUUUUAGGGAUAGUUUGUAAUAGUCAUAACUGUCCCUUAUGUUAGUGAAUUACAUAUGUACAAAUUGAAACUGUAAAUUGUGAACACUGGAAAGCACCAUUGUGACAUAGAGUAAACAUCUUAGUAAUAUAUUAAAAUGAAUGUAAAUGGAGGUUAAAAUUACAUUACUGUGAAACUCAUCUUCCAACUCUAAGUUAAGCUUUAGAGAUUUGUAUUAGUAGCUAACUAAACACUGCACAUUUCUGUACAAGCCAGGAUUAUCAUUUCUUUGUAACUUAUUAUUCAGCUUGGCAAUUGCUUUUGAUUUGGUGGAUUGAUAACAUGGUAUAAUAUAUUUAAGCAGUUUGAAACUAUUCAUUUCUACACACUAUUUUUAAAAAUCAUCUGCUAGAUGAAACAUACAAUAAAACUACCUGUGCUGAAAUUUGGGGGAGUUUAGGUCCUUUAAAAAAAAGGUAUUAAUAAUCAUUGACUACAUCUAUGAUAAAAGUGCUUAUUUUGGUUUACUUAGAUAAUGCAGUUGGUGGAAAUGAUAAACAUUUAAAGUGUUAACACUCUGUGAAUGCAUUGGAUUUAAGAGAAUAAACAUUUUAUAAAAAUCACUUGGUAAGGAUUAUAAACUUAAUUAUUGCACUUAAAAUGAAACAUUACUUUUUUACAAUGU